Fusarium sp. VM40 is the source of this 741-nucleotide messenger RNA. The record is from the annotation of a GenBank genome assembly. NCBI's taxonomy places the organism in Eukaryota, Fungi, Ascomycota, Sordariomycetes, Hypocreales, Nectriaceae.
AUGGCUCUUAGCAUGAUGUGGUACUGCAUCCUUCGAAACCCCGAGGAACGGUCUACCUUCUUCAAUAAUAUAGACAAGAUACAGCUGGAAAAGGAGGUAGUAUAUGCAUCGGUCAAGGAGGAGGAUGUUGUUCUCCACUGCUAUCUACUAGAGCACUUCGGCAUUAAUGACUUUUCUCUCGACCCAUUUGGCGAUUAUGGACUUGAUAGAGAUGAAGACGCAUGGAGAUUCUACAUCAACAUAGGUGCAUACCGACUAAUGAUGUGGCUCAAAGAUGCACGCGAUGGCUUUGUGCAUGCAGACAAAUACAUACCGCCACUUGAUGUCCUUCUUGUAUGGCAUGCAUUUCUACAGGACCCAUCUGAAUGGAAUAACGUUGCCAGUGCCAUAGGACUCGACUUUGCACGAUGGAAUCCCGAUGCUUUGCUGACAGCCCUCGAGAACAACGAACCGGGACUGCAAUUUUGUCCCUCCGCCGAUUGCAUGGACAAGAUUGAUUUUAUUUAUCUAGUUGCAGAUUCUCUCGACAUCCUGUACAUGGCUUACAAGGGUGUAUUCUCCCCAGGCGGACAUGGCUCUGCCAGCGGCGAAUGGAAGAGACGUUUCUACGAUAAACUAUUGACACAUACCAUCGACGCGAUUCGCGGUCAAUGCACCUUUACUUACGACUUCCAUGCCUCUGUUCAACGCCAAAUCGAACUGGCAAAACAGCUCUUGGGGUUCUCAUGGCAUCGGAUGUAG